AUUCUGUUAGAGUUGGAGUGAUACCUUAGUUGGUAAAGUAUUUGCAGAGUAAGCAUGAGGAUAUAGGUUUGAUCCCCAGCACGUAUGUAAAAAUGCUGGGCAUCCUGGCACAUACUUAUAAUAAUUUUAGUGCUGGGGACUAAAUCCUCUUGAGAGACAAGAGGAUCCUGGAGCUUACUGACCUACCAGCAUAGCCAAAUUGGUGAGCUGUCUCAGAAAACAAGGUAGACAGCCAUCUUGAGAAGAAACACAAGGGGUGGACUUCCAGCCUAGCCGUGAUUAGAAUGUCUCUUAAAACCAGCCUUCGUUAGUUGUUCCUCAGUACUGUGGCCAUUCUUUGCAUGUGGAUAUUCAUUGCUUUUAAGGAUUUGUUUUCUCAUCAAAAGUUAAUGAAUGGCAUAGAUUUAAAUAGCCAUGAAAUUUGUUGUAAAAGAAUCAAAGACAAACUAAAAAGUUAAGUUUAAAAAUUAUGGAGUGUACAUAAACAGACUUACAUGGAUUCUCAGUUAAGUCAGAAGGAAAAUUGACACUGAGAUUGGACUCAGAACAUCAGGGAGUAAUGCCUGAUGCAUAGUAAUGCCUGUGAGAGGAAGGAAGAGGAAGCUGGAGAGGACUUGGGGUGUCUGGUGGGGAGCCAUCAGACACAACUGUACACAGCUGGCAGUCUUCCAGUUCCCUGUGAAACCCUGAGCAAAGACUAUUCAUCAGAGGAGUCCUGCAUAGGUGGCAGCUUUAGACCUCUUACCAUCUUCUUUGAUUGUGUGGGUCUACCAUAUGUGGACAGUGUAACCUGGGGUCACAUGCUGAGGUGAACAUGAAGAAAUUGACUGCUAGCAGCCCCAGAUUAAAUGCAUUCUUUUCAAAUAAGCAAGAGCUCUUUCUUGAUGGAGACCUAAGCAAUACAUUUAUGCUAAAUCACAAUUCAGAUUUUGAAGAACAUACUUUGAAGCUUAUUUCAAGAAUGACUUCAUUGUGACAUUAAAAUAUGAAAAUAACUAAAUUGUUAAUUUAUAAUUGUAGAUUUAUAAAGUUCAAUGAGAUAUACCUUGAAGUUUAUGUUAUAGCAUUCUGUAUUGGUUUCUUGGAAGGCAGAAUUCUUCCAUUGGAUUGUGCCUGUACUUGACUGCUUGAUCUCAGUUCUCCGUCUCCAAGGAAAUGUACAUAGCAGGGGUGGUUUUGUUGUUUGUGGUGCUAGUAAUAGAAUCCAGGGUGCCACAGGUGCUGGGAACUUUGGACUUAGCCCUACAGUGACUGUUUUAUAAUCCGUUCUCUUAUUUAGCUACUCAGGCAGUCAGAAGUGUAAAUGAUCACUUUUGAAACUACUUGCAUCAUUUCUGAGUCAUGCAUGAGCUGACUCUUCAGAAGGUCUUAGUGCAAGAAUGCAGAUUAUUGGGGAUAAACACAGUCUGGCACAAUGCAGUCUCCUGUUUUUUAAUGUGCUAAAGGGUGAGGUUUUUAUUUACCUCAUUUUAUAUUGUAUCAAGUUUAUUGUUGGACUCAUUUUAUUUACCAAAUGUUAAAACCAUGUGAGUGGAAGUAUAUGUUUCUCAGGUGCUUCAGGCAUGCUUAUGCUGCCUUUAGAAUUGUUUUAUUUACUGUUUUGUCGAUCCAGUUUUGAGCAGCAUACAUUUCUUUCUGUGGCCACCAGGGUGCAUCAGUAGAAAGAGUAAGGAUGAGAAAUAUUACUUACGGUCACUUGGAGAAGACCCGAGGAAGGACGUUGCAGACAUCAGACAGCAGUUUCCAUCAUUAGGAGGAGAUAUUACAUUUCCAAUGUUCUUCAGAGAGGAGCAGUUCUUUUCCAGUGUUUUUCGAAUUAGUUCACCUGGAUUGCGGCUCUGGACUCACUAUGAUGUAAUGGAUAACUUUUUAAUACAAGUGACAGGAAAGAAGCGAAUUACACUGUUCAAUCCUCGGGAUGCACAAUAUUUAUAUUUAUCAGGUUCUAAAUCAGAAGUGCUGAAUAUUGACAGUCCAGACCUGGAUAAAUACCCACUCUUUCCUAAGGCAAGGAGGUAUGAGUGUUUCCUUGAAGCUGGUGAUGUCCUGUUCAUUCCUGCUUUAUGGUUCCAUAAUGUAGUUUCUGAAGAGUUUGGAGUGGGGGUGAAUGUCUUCUGGAAGCACCUUCCAUCGGAAUGCUAUGACACAACAGAUACCUAUGGCAACAAAGAUCCUGUAGCAGCAGCCAGAGCAGUGCAGAUCUUGGACAGAGCUUUGAAAACCCUGGCUGAAUUACCAGAGGAAUACAGGGACUUCUAUGCGCGCCAAAUGGUCUUACGCAUUCAAGACAAAGCCUACAGCAAGAACUGAGUAAAAAAGGAACUAAAUGGAAUAAAAAUUUAAAAAUAAAUGAAAAGCAGCUCAAGUAUUUGAAAACUGUAACAAGAUAUAAAAUUUAAAGAUGCUUUUUAAAAUAGGAAACAUAAGUCUGAGAUUUAUAGUGUAAAAGGAGAUGCAUAUCUGAUUUCUCCUUGGUAACUGAGGAUAUUUAGUAGGAGAGUUCUUUAGCUCUAAGAUGUAAAUAAGUAAAAUUUGGAGUUAAUAAAAAAUCUAUUAAACUAUACUACAUAAAGUCUA
Messenger RNA from Grammomys surdaster, 2577 nucleotides. RefSeq names its product tRNA-yW synthesizing protein 5 (gene Tyw5). Bases 1774 to 2310 code for a protein of 178 amino acids. Gene Ontology annotation, molecular function: tRNA binding; 2-oxoglutarate-dependent dioxygenase activity. The transcript has 6 exons. The record is from RefSeq and is a predicted model, not a curated record. NCBI's taxonomy places the organism in Eukaryota, Metazoa, Chordata, Mammalia, Rodentia, Muridae. Gene Ontology annotation, biological process: wybutosine biosynthetic process.